AUGCUAGGCUUUUGGGUAGGAAUCGGUGCAGGACUGCCACUCGGCUGUUACUUCCGUGAGAAAGGAAUCAGCCGCAGAAUCUCUCAAACGUUCUUGAUUCGAAGAAAGAAGCUUGAUGAAUUUGACAACGAGGCAGGUGAAUACUAUAAAAAUCUUCAAAAGGGAAGCUCAGACCCUGAUGACUUUGAAAGAUACAUCUACGGAUCCGUUGCUAAAAAGGGCUAUAAAGACGAAGUCGACACACACAAACAAGCAGCAGAGAAAAGACUCGGCGAAGACUUCCUUCAAGAAGUCAAGGCACUGAAGAGAUAA
Messenger RNA from Moneuplotes crassus, 312 nucleotides. NCBI's taxonomy places the organism in Eukaryota, Ciliophora, Spirotrichea, Euplotida, Euplotidae. The record is from the annotation of a GenBank genome assembly.